CUAAUUGUGUCAUUCUUACAAAGUUCGAUCUGUGGCAAUUUGGACACCAUAUUGAGAAGUUAUUGACGAAAGAAGUAUUUCGCAUGAUUCCCGAGGAGUUGCAAAAAGAUGCGUAUUAUCUAUGCCCUACUCACAUUGCACCGGAGAAAAAUUGGACAACUGAAAGCACGGCAGAGUUCGGAUUAACAUCUGUAGGAAAUGUGUUGACAAAUAAACAAGAGAGUCACGAAGGCAGUGUACUUAGUGUAAUUCCUGAGGAGUGUGAGGAGUUGCAAGAAGACGUGCGAAGUAUUUGCUCUCCUGUCAUUAUACCCCAGGAAAAUUGCACAAAUUAUCGCAAGACAGAACGUGAAGUAUCGGCUGUUGAAGGACCCUUCGUGGAAACGCGUGCGAUUAAAGAAGGUGUUGUACGAUUUUUUGGAAAUAAGAAGAAACUUGAUAGGAUCAUUUCAUAUGAUGGAAAAUGCUAUACUUUCAAAAGAAAAGAUAUGAUUGGAUUCAAUUGAUAUUAUAGAUUUCCUCAAAAAGUGAAGUUUGUCGUUAAUGAUUCAUACCCAAAUUGGGCGAAACCCUUAUGUCCAACUGUAAUUAUAAAAUGGUAUAACAGUAAAAAUAAUUAAAUAAUUAUUGUAUUUUUUUUUAAUCCACCGAUGCUAUUAUUGUUAAAAGAAUAAACUUUUUAAAAGGAAUUGUAUGCAGUUAGAAAUUGAUUCUUAUAAUUUUUAUUAUCCUUUCAUAAAAAUCUAAAAAAAUUUAAUAAAGCUUUAAGU
Daktulosphaira vitifoliae (grape phylloxera) is the source of this 770-nucleotide messenger RNA. RefSeq lists its product as uncharacterized. The record is from RefSeq and is a predicted model, not a curated record. The coding region runs from base 84 to 506 and encodes 140 amino acids. The transcript has 3 exons. Lineage: Eukaryota; Metazoa; Arthropoda; Insecta; Hemiptera; Phylloxeridae.